Messenger RNA from Carassius auratus (goldfish), 2330 nucleotides. RefSeq names its product phospholipid scramblase 2-like. Gene Ontology annotation, cellular component: plasma membrane. The coding region runs from base 328 to 1275 and encodes 315 amino acids. Gene Ontology annotation, biological process: plasma membrane phospholipid scrambling. The record is from RefSeq and is a predicted model, not a curated record. NCBI's taxonomy places the organism in Eukaryota, Metazoa, Chordata, Actinopteri, Cypriniformes, Cyprinidae. Gene Ontology annotation, molecular function: phospholipid scramblase activity. The transcript is spliced from 9 exons.
AAGGGGAGGAGAUUCAUAGAGAAAGCGAAGGCUUCAUGUCUGGACAUUGUGUGUUAACGCUUUCGUGUCUUUUUUAUUAUAUUUUAUCGAAAGUGUAAAGCGAAAGUGAAGGAAACUAUUGAAAACUGUUCUCAUUCCAUACAUCCGAAUAAUCACUGCAACGAGAACUGCUCUGACGAGAAUCUGUUGCCUGUUUGAAGAGUAUCAAACCUGCCUCUCGAGAGCUGAGAUGUGACUCAGACACCACUUCCCUACCUUUUCUUCUCUCGCAUAGUGAUCGAGGUGCUGAUAGACGUCGGCUCUGAAAAUCUCAGAUCUGUCUUCAACAUGUCUGGCCCAGGCUACCCAUCUCCACACCAGCCUCCUUAUCCCAUGCCCCAGAUGGGUGGACACUCCAUGCCCCCCUAUCCCAUGGGAGGUUAUGGAGAACCUGGACAAGCGGCACCACCCGCAGGGUUCCAAGUAGGAUACCAGCCAGUUCCAGAUCAGCCAGUGAUGUAUCAGCCUGGUCCGGUUGUUCCAGUUAGUCCAGCAUCUCACCAUGACCAGCCAUAUGGAGCACCUUUAGCUGCACCAGUCUCCGUGCCUGCUGGAGUUCCACCUGGUCUGGAGUACCUCACUCAGAUUGAUCAGAUCCUUAUUCAUCAGAAAGUGGAAUUGCUAGAGGCAAUCAUUGGCUUUGAGACCAACAACCAGUAUGAGAUCAAGAAUAGCCUCGGUCAAAAGAUUUAUUCUGCCACAGAAAAAAAUGACUGCUGCACACGCAACUGCUGUGGAGCCCUGCGCAGCUUUGACAUGAAGAUCAAAGACAACGCCGACCGAGAGGUCAUUCGACUGAUCCGACCUUUCCGCUGUGUCUCCUGUUGGUGCCCCUGCUGCCUGCAAGAGAUGGAGGUUCAGGCCCCCCCGGGAACGACUGUAGGGUAUGUGAAGCAGGACUGGAAUCCCUGUUAUCCAAAAUUCUCCAUCCAGGGGGCAAACAAGGAGACUGUGAUGAAGCUCGAGGGGCCCUGCUUGGCAUGUAACUGCUGUGGGGACGUCAACUUUGAGCUCAAAGGCAAAGACGGUACUGGGAAGCCUAUUGGUCGAAUUAGUAAGCAGUGGAGUGGCCUGUUAAAGGAAGUCUUUACUGACACUGACAGCUUUGGCAUCCAGUUUCCACUGGACAUGGAUGUGAAGAUGAAGGCUGUACUUAUGGGCGCUUGCUUCCUUAUUGAUUUCAUGUUCUUUGAAAAAGUUGGAGACACAAACCAGCGUAAUACUGUGUUCUCCUAGAGCUCUUGCUAAGUUACUUACUAAGUAACAAAUUUCACACUAACUCCCAUCAUCUUUCUAGUCUGGACUUUUUUCCUGCAUUUUGGAUAAACAAAGCCAUAUACCACUGCCACUGCAGUGAAACCAAGCGACAUGUUCAAUGUUAUUUUAUUAUGUUUAUGACUAGCAAUAUUUACAAUGAAAGGUGGAGUAUCAACUGUAACUGUUCACUGGUGCCUUUUAAACAAUCACAGCCUACAAUAAUUACAAAUUAUUACAAUAGUACAAGCAACUAACAUUGUUUUUGUAACUUCUUUUUUUUUUAAUUAGAAAUGAAUUGUUACAUGCAACCUUACAUGUUUUUCUACACUUAUCUCAUGCAUAUAUAUAUAUAUAUAUAUAUAUAUAUAUAUAUGUAUAAAAUUUUAAUUAAGUUUUAUUGUGCUAAACACAAAGCAUUUUGUUUAAAACUGUGGUUUUUAAUUCUAGACAUGCACAUUUCGUUUGUAUCUCUUAUCACUUCAGACAUUUGUUCUUUUCGACCUUAAGUGCCCUGCGAAGUGGACAUCACAGGAUAUUCCAACAUGGUUCAAGUUCGAAGUGAGCGUAUGUUCCAUUCAAAGGGCUUUAAGCAUGCAAGACAUUUAAAUUGUAUUUAUUUACAGAGGAAUGUUAUUUCACAAUUCUCUAGUAAGUUUUGUCUGUGUGUGAAGACGCUGCAGGCUGUGGUGUAGCUCAAAUCUGUGAAUGAAUGAAUUCCGAAGUGAAGGAAAACUUCCAGGAUUUUAUGUGCUUAGGGUGUAGGGAGCAAUGAACACUAUGGAGGGACCAUGUCAUUUGGCCCACAGUUCAUGUAUGGAAUUUUUCUUUUUUUUAUAUAUACAAGCUGGUCUGAAUCAGGUGUGUUAAGAGAGACAUGCAAAAUAUGUAGAGCAUUGGUAUGCAAGAACUGAAAUUAAGAACCACGGAGUUAAAACAAUGGAUGUACGUGCAGCCAAGUAAUGCAUGAUGGUGGGGGUUGCAUGCCAGUUACUGAAUCUGACAACAGGUGAAUAAAGGAACAAAACCAGCAAGUA